This is a messenger RNA of Clupea harengus (Atlantic herring), 2099 nucleotides long. RefSeq names its product kelch repeat-containing protein (gene krcp). NCBI's taxonomy places the organism in Eukaryota, Metazoa, Chordata, Actinopteri, Clupeiformes, Clupeidae. Gene Ontology annotation, molecular function: protein binding. The record is from RefSeq and is a predicted model, not a curated record.
UAGCCAGAUAUAUUAGUUGCGUAUUGAAAUAUCAUCGAUUUGCCUUUCGUUUCUGGUUUAGUUUGUAAUUCUUAGUGCAUACUGCACGCCUUUAUCGCGGAUUACAAAACAUGGAAGAACUGAGUGUCUACGCGGUUUUUGGAAUGGAUGAACCACCCCGUGAAAUUCUUGGUCCGACAGAACCCGGCCAUAAAACCAUUGCAAUACCUGCAUUCGUGCAACAGGUGGUGCUGUUCACCAAGGGGAUCUGGGGAAAACACUCCAGUGUCACUGUUGAAAUAAGUGAUGCAAAGCCAAAUCCUGUAAUUUAUGGCAAACUGACCCCUAAGAAUAAGUCUCUUUGUUGGGAGCACGGGGAAGAUGGCAUCUGGUCCAGUGGGGCUACACUCUCUGUUAAACUUGACAAUGAACUGAUGACUACGGGUGAUCUGCUGAUAUCAGACCUGACCAAGAAAGAGUUUACACCAGAGUGUGCAGUGGCCCCACUGGUCAUGCGAGAGGCCCCUGGGAAGAGGAAAAGAGGAGCACUAGAGCAGGAACAGGAAACUGCAGAUCAGGAGAACAUGUGCCCUAACAGCCAAGCCUCUGAGAAAACAACUCCGAACAGAAGGGGCCGAAACGUCCCCCGCGGUAGCCAGACGCGCCUCUUCCCCCAAAAGGACGAACAGCCGCCCGCUCAGGCCAGCACCCGCGCUCCCCCAAAUCCUAAGCCCAGGGGCAGACCGGCCAAAACUCCACCCCAAUCAGCCCCACUGGAUCGUCCCUCAGGCCGAUGGGGUCAGAGUCUCUGCCCCAUUGAUCCUCAAACAGCCAUUCUGAUUGGUGGACAAGGUGCAAAGAUGCAGUUCUGCAAGGAUCCUAUGUGGAAGCUCUGUACAGAGGACUCGUCCUGGGUGCCCGCUGAAACACUAGCCGAAGGCCCCACGCCUGAAGCCAGGAUUGGUCACUCUGCGACCUACGACCCCGAAUCCAAGCGGAUCUUCAUCUUCGGGGGCUCCAAGAGCAAGAAGUGGUUCAACGACGUGCACAUCCUGGACACCCAGAGCUGGCGCUGGAGCACGGUGGAGGCUCAGGGCAAGGUGCCCCCGCUGGCCUACCACAGCUGCAGCUUGUUCAGAGGGGAGCUCUUUGUCUUCGGCGGGGUGUUCCCUCGCCCCCACCCUCAGCCCGAUGGCUGCAGCGACUCCAUCUAUAUUUUCAACCCUGAGAUGGCCAUCUGGUACCAGCCCAUAGUGAACGGAGACAAGCCUGCACCUCGGUCAGGACACUCUGCUUGCGUGGUUCAAGGGAAGAUUUUCAUCUUUGGUGGAUGGGACACGCCUGUGUGUUUCAAUGACAUGUACAUGUUGGACCUGGGCUUGAUGGAGUUUUCUGCUGUGAAGACAAGUGGAAAGCCCCCUUCUCCAAGAAGCUGGCAUGGCUGCACUCUUCUCUCAGAGUCGCGGUUCGUGGUGCACGGAGGCUACAACGGCAACAAUGCCCUCAGCGACUCCUUCAUCUUCAAUACAGAGACCAGCUGCUGGACCACUGUGGUUCACCCCCAGCUAACUUCAGUCCCACGCGCUGGACAUUCCAUUUUCACAAUGACCACAGCAGACUCACAGAGCUCCAUGGAUGAGGAGCAGAUUCAAGAUUCAGAUGGGAGUCCCAAAACAUUGUUCAUUUUUGGAGGGGGGGACAAUGAAGGGAGUUUCUUCUCUGACCUUUUGACCCUUUCAGUGGAAGAGCUGGAGGAUUAAACUGGUGUCCUGGGGAAUAGUGUACAAAAUGAUGAGGAUUACAUUGUGGCCUACUGUAUAUAUUUACGUAUUAUAAUUACGAAUUGGAUAUAAUUCCUGUUAUGUUGGUACUUUUCCUCUAGUAGUAAAUAUCAGACGAUCCUCUAAAUUACACAGAAUUAUUGUAUCUCCAUCUCAGGUGAAGAGUCAAAUGUGUCAGUUUAUAAAUGCUUUAUUUUGUACUACAUAGCUAUAUAUUUGUUUUGUUUAUUCUAUCUUAUUCCUUACAUAGUGGUUUAAGACAACUUUACAGUUUGAAUGUUUUUUUUUUUUUUUUUUAAUCCUUUGGAAUGCUUCUGUAUAUAUUUUAUCCCAUGAUUU